Molecule: messenger RNA, 9572 nt
Organism: Procambarus clarkii (red swamp crayfish)
Lineage: Eukaryota; Metazoa; Arthropoda; Malacostraca; Decapoda; Cambaridae
Product: Ubiquitin specific protease 8
Biological process (GO): protein deubiquitination
Molecular function (GO): cysteine-type deubiquitinase activity
Source: RefSeq, a predicted model, not a curated record
UUCUAUUAUAACUUUUUUUGUAGUGUUGUGGCGUAGCGAGUUGUAAGCGUUGUGUGUCCUGACGUGAGUGUAGUAAUCCUAUUUACUUGCAGUUCUUCCUUGUGUGACCUCCACCACAAGGCCGGGAAGCAACCACACAGCCCUCAAAUGAACAAACAUGGGAGAAACAGGAGUGCAUCGUCUGUAUUUGGCAAAAUCAUUACAGGAGCUAAAUUGUCAAGUUCAUGAAAUUCCCAAAGCUGCACCCAAGAUGUUGGUGAAUACUGCCCAGAGAGUUCUGAAAGAAGCACAGGCUGUGGACAAAGUUAAAGAUGAAGAAAAAGCUUAUGUCCUCUACAUGAGAUACUUUUCAAUUGUGUUGACCAUACAGAAGCAUUCAGAUUAUAAGAAAAACAAAAAAUACUACGAUGGCCUUUUGGAUCCCAAGAUGACUGUCAAAGUAAUUAAUAGAGCAGAAGAAUUACAGAAGAGCCUUGAGAACAGGUAUGGAUUUAUAAGUACUGCAAUCAAAUUAGAACAAUUGGAAGAGGAGAAAAGAAUAGCUGAGAGGCUUGAACAAGUAGAAAAAGAAAAAGAAGCCAAAAAAGUAGCAGAGACAGUCAAACCAACAAGCACAGCAGUAACAAAUGGUUUGGCAGAAGAGGAUGGAUUUAUAUUCUGCAAGAAACUCUACUCUCUAAUGAAAGAAAAGUGUUCAACGUACCUGAUUUUGGAUACCAGACCUUCAGAAGACUUUUCCGAGUCACAGAUGGCUUUACCAAAUGUAAUUAAUAUAUCGGAAGAUAUAUUAAAUCCAGGGUUAAUAGCUGGAAGGAUUGGUAGUGAACUUGACGAGUCAUCGUGUAGUCUUUGGGUGAAACAUCGUCACACAGUUGAUUAUUUGAUCUUGGUGGACUGGAACACCGAACAUUUACCUCUAACAACCCCUCUGAAGACCCUUGUAGAUGCUAUGGUGAAGUGGGAUCCAGGUAAGCCGUACAAAAGCCGUCCGUGGGUGCUACUUGGAGGGUACGAAAUGUGGCAAUUGAUGUAUCCCAUGCAUACUACUAAUCCUAGAGCAAAGCCACGCAACCCAUCAGUAAUGAGACACCAAGAGCCAGUAUCACUGAAUUUUGAAUACCCUGACUUGGAUAAAGCCUUCCUGAUUACUCCGUCUCCAAGUCCAGGGGCCAAAACAGCUGCUUUACCAACAGUAAAACCACCUCUCAAGCCAAUAGUAACUGAGGAACUUAUGGAUAGCAAGAAUAAUAACAAGAAUAUCAACAACAACUUAGAUAUUUCUAAAGUUUAUAAUAAUGAAACUGAAGUAGAAGGAAGUCCAAUUAAGGUUCUGCUUGAUUCAAAAAUUAAUACUUGGAAUAUUAAAGACUCAAAUAGAGAUCUUGAUUACCAGAAAACCAGAAAAAUCAGCAAUUUUGCAGACAAAGUAGAUAACACACCAUCUAUACCAAGUAGAGCACUGAAGCCUAGAGAACUGCUUGCAAAUCUUGCUGCAAAGAAAUUGGAGCUGGAUGAAGAACAGGAACUGUUGGAGCAGUCAAUGAAAGUCGAGGAGGACACUAUUAAAAAGAUAGAGGAAAUGGAAGCAACAACAACACAGCGAGAAACGGCUCGCGAUGAACAAAGUCGAGCUCAAUUACAGCAGACAGAAAAGAGGUUACAGGAAGAGAUAGACAAGCUACAAGCAAAAAGUUCAGACAUGGAAGAGCAAUACAACAAAAUUCACAAGCAAAAUGAGGAACUGUGGAGGAUGGUUAAUCUUGCAUUGUCGGGUCGUUUGAGCAAUCUGAACCUGGAACCCACGGCACAGUUGGAUCAUGAUGCUGAAGCUCAACUUCAGAAAGAAGAUCAAGAUCGUCUACAGAAGCAAGAAGACAAGAGAAAGGCUCUACAGGAGCAAGUAGAACGUAUGCGUAAAGAAAGGAAAGAAAAAGAAAAGAGACUGAAAGAGCAGGCAGAAAAGGAGAAGCUGUUAAGUGAGCAGAAGGCCCAAGAGGCUGAAAUAGAGAGGCAAAAACUUGAGGAAAGGAGAUCACGAGUGGAUGGGGAAUCUCGCUCUCUGAAGACAAAGGGUACUGGUGGCGAGACUUACACUACCAAACUACGAGGCUCUCCUCGUUCCUCACCAGUUAGGGCUGGGUCAAAUCUCAAGCGGUCACAUUCUGCAUUCAACCUGUCUCAGCUUGAAGAUGAUGAUGAUAAAAUGACUUUUGGGAGUACAAUGCCAAGUUUUGACCGAGGUCUCAAGCCAUUAGGGACCCCACAGCGAAGAAAUAUUAAUGCUGCUCGGCAGAGAAAUUUUGAACCAAGAUAUGGGAGUGUGCCUCCUGCAAAAACUGGAUUGAAAAACUUGGGCAAUACCUGUUACAUGAAUUCUGUGAUACAAUGUCUGAACAACACCACACCACUGGUCAAGUACUUCAUAGAAGGCACCUAUAGUGAUGACAUCAACUCGAACAGCAAAUAUCGUGGGGAAGUAGCAGAAGAAGUGGGGGCAGUCAUUAGAGCACUGUGGUGUGGGCAGUAUCGAUCGAUAGCUAUGAGGGAUCUUAAGAGUGCAGUGGGCCGCUUUCACAAACCUUUUCAGGGCUAUGAUCAGCAUGAUUCCCAUGAAUUUCUGAUUAAAUUAAUGGAUUGGGUACAUGAAGAUUUGAACAAGGUUGUUGGUAAGAAACCCCCCAUGAAGGAACAAAACAAUGAUGACCUCCCUGACUAUGUUGCUGCAGAGAAAGUAAUGGAGGAUUUAAGACGACAAGACCAGUCCAUUAUCCAUUCCAUCUUUAAUGGCCUUCAUCGCUCCAUUAUAGUGUGCGGUACUUGCAGCAAUCGCUCCCUCACCUUUGAACCAUUUUCCAUACUCUCACUGUCGUUUCCUUCAUCUAGCAGGUGUUCUCUCAGAGAUAUGUUUCAUCACUUCUACAAAGAAACAAAUAUAGAAUACAAGUGCUCCAAGUGUAAAAAGAUGCGCAACUGCAUACGCAAACUUGACAUAUGGAAGUUACCCCCAAUAUUGAUCUUGCAUCUAAACCGGUUUGAACAUGAUGUUUUAAUGAAGAAACAACAGAAUUUUGUUGAUUUUCCACUGGAUAAUUUAGAGCUCAAAAAACAAUGUGGCAUAACCAACCGGUAUACAAACUUUGACCUAUAUGGUGUAUCUAACCACUAUGGCACCAUGGAUGGUGGUCACUAUACUGCAUUCUGUAAGUCUGUUCUCAACAAACAAUGGUAUAAAUUUGAUGACCAUGAAGUUUAUGAACUUUCACGAGAUGCUGUCAAGUCUUCAGCAGCAUAUUUACUGUUUUAUGAAGCCAGCAAUAUGAAUGUUAAAGUCACCAACUUGAUAUGAGAAAGACAUGUGUGUAUUAUCAAAGUUAGACUUGUGUACUGUAUUAUAUGAUAAAAAAUAUAUAUAUAUUUGUGUGUAUUUGGUAUAAAUACGUGUUUGUGGGAAGUGAGCUCCAGCUCUUUAACCCAGGCUCUCAGCUGUUGGUUGUCUGGUGCAACAACUUCUGAAGUUGUACACACAAACAUGAAUGAAGGUAGUCUCCACUACCUCCUUCCCUAGUUCAUUCUACUUGCUCACCACACUCACUGAAGGAAUACUUUUAUAUAUCGCUAUAACUCGUGCAUUGGCAGAGUGCACAUAUUUUCCCCUAUUCACAGACUGUCCUUAUCCUCUUCUAUAUUCCUGAUUAUUUUCUGUACACUAUUGUUAUUUUAUUCUUUGGUUCUUACCCUUUCUAAUGAUGUGAAGUUCAGUUUCCUUAGCGUGUUCUCAUCACUAAAUCACCUUAGUUCAGGUACUAGUCUUGCAAAAAAUCUCUAAAAUUUCUUAGCUUUUGUUCUAGUUUUAUGUGAUGCGGGUUCCAUCGUGGUGUUUACUUAUCAGAGAUUACAGGGUACUUAAAUUUGGCUCUCACUACUUUACAUCCUAGCAUUUUGUACCUCUUACACAUCAUUGUUAUAUUUAAUACAGGAUUAAGGUAUAAUGUUCAAAAUGCUUCCUUAAUCAGUGGGCCAGUUGACCAGUCGAUUGUGUCACACAAUCGACUUGAGAAUGGUCCAGGACGGACUGAAACGUCGUCGUCCCUUCACCUUCUAGUGUGUGGUCUGGUCAACAUACUUCAGCCACGUUAUUGUGACUCAUUGCCUGCAGUGGGUCAGGUUUGACUUGUGAUAAGCUGGUCCCACAGACUGUUGCUUGGAGCAGCCCACAGCCCCACAUAUCCACCACAGCCCAAUGUGGUGGAUAUGUGGGCCAGUACUUUUUGCAGGAACUUAAAUAAUUUUUUCUUAAACAAGUGCACUUUUGUCCUGGCAAUAAUUCUGAACCUUGUUGGUAGGAUAUUGCAUACCCAUGAACUUGUGAUGUUCAUGCAGUGUUCUCUGAUUGUGCCUAUGGCCUAGUCUUUACUGCAUCUAGUCUGCACUUCCUACCAUAUUUGUCACAAACCACAUAUCAGAAAAUGAAGAAACAAUGACGUUUUGAUCAGUCCUGGACCAUUAUCAAGUUGUGUAAUAGAAAGACAGUGGAAGAGAGAAACAAUUUGCUCUGCAUGUUUUGUACAAAGUCUUAUCAAAAUGCUUUGAUGUCUUUCCUAGGUCCUUAUUUUUUAUGUUUAAAUCAGUGACUAACACCUCGGAUGCUGUACUGUUUUUCUGGUAUUCUUUCUCCUAUUUUCAUUUUCAUUGCCUUGCAUUUGUUGGAAUUGAUUUACUGUAUAUUACACACUUAGCCAUUCUUGAAGUUUGUUCAAGGCCUCCUUCAGUAUUUUACAAUUUUCUUCAGUUCUUAUUCUGCUCAUCAGUUUUGCAUAAUCUAUUAUUAUGUACCUGUAGGCAUUAAUUUCCUCAUAUUGUAUAAGCCAAUUAGGUAAAUCAAUAAGCAGCAUUUGUCAUGUUUCUCAUCCCUGUAACACCCAACUUUUUAUUCAGACUUCCUUUCAACACUGGUUGAUACCUAGUUGAUGGGGUUCUGGGAGUUCUUCUACUCCCCAAGCCUGGCUCGAGGCCAGGCUUGACUUGAGAGAGUUUGGUCCACCAGGCUGUUGCUUGGAGCGGCCUGCAAGCCCACAUAUCCAUCACAAAGCCUGGUUGGUCCGGCACUCCUUAAUUUGACUCUAUUUUCUACCUGUUAAUUAUUAAAAAGAACCAAUUCUAAUACUCAUGUUUCUACAUUUUUAGUUAGUCUCUUGUUAGCAGUGUUAAAGGCUCCCUGGCAAUUCAGAUAUUGUCUAUCAAUCUUAUUACUGCACUGUAUUUUCCAUCUUAUUCAUUCUAUCGUAGAAUUAUUCAAUUUGAUUCAUGCUUUUUUGUUCUCAGAACUGAUGACGAUUCAUCAUUAUAAAUAAUUACUUCAACUGUUUUGCUAGUCUGAUAUUUUCUCUAUUUUGUAUGUGUCGUGUAUGUUAUUACCUAUGUGAUUACUUGUAGUUAGAGAAAGAGGCCUAUGCUCAAGUUAUCUCUGUCUUUGUAAACUGCAUUUUACCUUGAAUAAUUGAACAAUUUUAAAUGCAUUUACCACAACUUUGUCUUGGAGUAUUUCAAUCAUUUACCGCUUUAUAACUAAAGACACACCGUAUGUCCAGUCAUCCCUUCUCAACCAUUUUAUGUACUGUGAUCUUUUUAUUUAUUUAAUACUGGUCUACAAAGCCUUUCUGUGUUUUUUCAUCUUGCAUGUUGUUAUUGUUCCAGGUAUACCACCUUCCUUUGCAUAUUGAAAUCUUUAAUAUUUCAUUAUGGCACAUAUUUCUAAUGUCUGGAAUCGUUUUUUAUUGUUUUUUGGAUUUUUUGUUCUUUUAAUUUUAGAGGAUACUUUAGGUGUGGGCACAUAUCCCAUAGACAGCUGCAUAUUCAAAUUUAGGUCAGAGAUAUAUUGCAAAUCUUUCUAUCUACUUAAAAUAUAUCCUAAAAUUUGAUAACUUUCUGUAGGACUGUUAUCCAAGCACUUACAUAGUGUCCCGGUGAAGAAAUUUUGGGUAGAUAAUCUUGGAACAUUUUCUGUAUCAAGGUUUUGUAUGUUUUUUAAAGUUGUUACCAUAAAACUGCUAUGCAGUUUUAUGGUAACAACUUUAUCCAUUGCAUGAGUUGUCAAAGCUCUUAAAUCAACAACUGCAAUUUUAUAAUCCUAAUUGAGGGCUAAUUAUUUUUCUCAAUUUUGAUUACAUAACAUGUGUGUGUAUGUGAUUUGUCUUUAUAUACAAAACAUGAGUUUUGUGUGUGUGUGUGUGACAGUUUUAUAUAGAAAGAACUAUUGUCCUCUUGUUGACAAAGAAAAUAUAGCAUUCUUUAUUUUCACAAUAUUUUAUUAAGUAAUUAUACUCUUACUUUUGUAUCUUUAUCUUCACUUGUAUUUCUGUAUCACAAUUUAUAUAUGACCUCUAUUCUUCGGUGAUAAGAGUUGCAGAUGACGGUGAGGAAAGAGAGGGGCACUACUAAUGCUUCAUUAUAGCAAUACACACACGUAUGCUGAUGUUGGCCCAAGUUCUAUGUGAUUAUCUUUGUACAUGCAGUAUUUUACAGAUAUAUAUAUUAUAUAUUACAAAGUAUAUUAUUACACUUUAUUAGAUAGCCAUUACGAACAGACUUUGUGACCAUUGGUAGUAUUUCCAUAAGAAAGUACAGUAUAAUAUUUUAUAUUAGAUUUACUAUAUACAUAAGAGUCAGAAACUAUGUUAACCUGUGCUUCCAUUUCUCACUGUAUUUUUACUUUAUUUUUCACAUUUGUAUAAUUUUACCUUCAUUUGCAUUUGGGGUGAAGUGUGGUUAAAUAAAUGAUAUAAUAGUCCAUUCACCUGCACUGUAUGGGUCUCUAAUUGUGGACCCCACGCAUGUGAGGCCAUAGCUCUAUCAACUUGGCUGUGAACAGUCUUAAAAUGGAAAGUUUCCAGAAGCCGUAUCCUGCUGCCAAACUGGCAUUUUCUAAGCUACUUAAAAUUCUGGGAAAAAAACAACUGGGAAAAAGUUACGGCUUCAAAUGUGUGGGGUCCGCAGUUCGAGACCCAUACAGCCCAGGUGAAUGCAAUGUUUAUUUCCAUGGAAGUGUGGAUGGCAAUUUAAAUGAUAUUAUACUAUAUAUAAAAAAAGUAUCCAUCUAUUAAAUAACAAAAAAAGACUAACCCUGAGAAAUGAAAAAUAUGUAAAAUACUGUAAUAAAUAGUUUGAAUAAAAAAUAGCAGUGACAAUUAUUGGUAGAAAUACUAAAUGCAGAAGCAUUUUGAACAGCUAUAGUAAUGAAUAUUGUAUGUACUGUAUAAUAAUUUGAUAAUUCAGAAAAACACACACACAAAUUUUUUUUAAUUACACUGUGACUUUCUGCAGUUGUUACCGAUAAUGUUUGACCAGUCAGUAAUCAGUAUUAUAUGUAUUUCAAAACUUGUGGCUCUGUCAGGACUGCAUAAUGGCUGGAAUGGCCAUUAGGAAUUUUUUUGUUAAUUGCUUGGAUUUAAGUUUAUAUAUCAAGAUGAUAAUCUGAUACUGUAGUAUCAUUUUGGUCAUUAAACUGUCCUUGACAUGUACAUUACCAAGAUAAUAUGAUAACAGAUAUUGUUAAUAAAGUUAUGAGUGUUUUAGGUUAAAGAAUGUUUUUAUUUUGGAAAUCAGAUAUGAAAUGAAAUUAUUACAGUUCUACCUUUAUCUUUGAAUGAGGGCAUUCUAAGUUAAACAUACUGAAACAUAUUUAAAAGUUUUUUGGAAAAAAAUGUUGACAUUUCAUAAGAAGUUAGAAAGAAAAUGCUAAAGCUUCCAAAAAAAUUAUUGACCAUUUACACACAUUUAUUUAAUAAUAUACAGAUUAAUAACACAACAUAGGGGUGUUCUUGGUUUCUGGGGUGACUAAGGAUCUUCAAUCCUGGGGAAGGGGGGAAAAAGGCUGUUGUUUGCCAUUGCUUGUUCUACCUGAAGUGGUUCUUCCUGUUGAAUUCAGGUUCUUUCAGGUUGAACUGUUUUGGUCAAGGUCGGAGGCCUUGUUUUGUGGCCACGGUACAUAGGGGGUUUUCCUCUUCCAAUUUCUGUUAAUCAUUUUCUCCUCCAUUUCUCAGUUCCCCCCUAUGGGCAGUUUAUUUCUGGGGUUUCACAUGGCAAAUUUUGCUUCAUAUUAUUCCCAUGGAGCCUUGUUUACUCUUGCUGGGCUCUAGGGUCUCUUCCCUCAUCUUUAAGAGAUGGUAAGUUACCUCAUGGUAAUAUGGCCCUUCCAAUUCUGCUGGGUACACCUCUGUAGGGCCUUGAAGGGUAGUGUAUAUGAGUUUCCUGGUUUGAACCUGCCUGCCUGCUUGUCCCUGUGAGAAUUAUGCUUGCAGACUUGCUUCUCUGUCCUUUUUGAGAGUUGAACUCAGUGGCUCCAUUCACCCCUUUUCCAGGUUUGGUAGUGUCUUCUGUUUUUCUUCCUGCUGGUCAGCUAUUUACUCUGCAGCUGAUUGGUGGGGGGUUUGUGUUUUGCCUAAUUUUGAGUAGUUCCAGGUUUCCAGACUGUAUGUCCAACAGUUACUAAGCUGAAUGCCCCUCUUUUACCCUGGGUUCUGCUGGUGCUGCCUUCCACUGCCACAGACAAAUUCAUAUAUUUUAUUUUGCUCUAAUGUAUCUUUUUAGAGCAGUCAUUUCCUACCCUGCCUAGAUGUCGAUAUGAAUAAGCUUCCAUCCCCCCCUAUUGUCUUCUUUUCGUGAUGGUUUUGAUGUUCAGUAUUGGUGGCUUAUGAGUGAAAUGGACUGCUAGCAGAGACCCUGGGUAACCUGAGUGCAUCAUCUAGUAUGGCUGGACGUAUUAAGAGUUAUUCACUCAUACUAAUAGUCUAUUGCUGUGUUUGCCUCAGGGCUUAUUUCUUUCUUUCAGUCACUACCUUUAUUUCUCCUAACCUGUCUGGUGGAUUUUUAUCAGUUUUGUGUAAAUCUCUGAUCCCCAAGUUUCCCUUAACCGAGAAAGAGUCGGAUUCUGUUCUGUCUCCUGGUAGGUCAUGCUUGGCUACCCAAGUUCCUAGACUCCAAGAAGCUAAUCAAGACCCACCAGAAAGUAAUUUCAUUAUAAUCAACCUUUUUUUUUUUUUGCCUUUACUUUGGAAACCAUAAAAUUGUGUACUGCUGGCAUUCUCUGUGAUGAAAAACUUCAAAGAUGUUGUCAAAACACAGGUAUAUGAAUAAUAAUAAAAUUAAUUUUUAUUGGUGCUGAAGGAAACAUUCAUUAUCAAAUGAACAAAUUCAAUUUGUAAUUCAUUAUCAACUACAGUAGGAGCAUAGCAAUUGGAAGAAAUUUGCCAUUACGUUUUUCCAGAAUCUAAAAUUAAACUAGAAACUUUAAGCUCUUAAGAGUUUUGUGAUAGUAUUUGAGGAAAAAUCAUGUAAUUUUGUUUAGCUUUUAGGUACAGUACAUACUUUUAUCAGCUAUGUAGAAUUCACCUAUUUCAGAUUUUCAUACUUCAUAAUGGUGGUCAUAAAAUAUUUUUAGAUACAGUACCAGGGUUAUCUUGAGAUGAUUUCGGGGCUUUUAGUGUCCCCGCGGCCCGGUCCUCGACCAGGCCUCCACCCCCAGGAAGCAGCCCGUGACAGCUGACUAAUUCCCAGGUACCUAUUUACUGCUAGGU